This is a messenger RNA of Coffea eugenioides, 654 nucleotides long. RefSeq lists its product as uncharacterized. The transcript has a single exon. NCBI's taxonomy places the organism in Eukaryota, Viridiplantae, Streptophyta, Magnoliopsida, Gentianales, Rubiaceae. The record is from RefSeq and is a predicted model, not a curated record. Bases 132 to 284 code for a protein of 50 amino acids. Gene Ontology annotation, biological process: negative regulation of cell population proliferation.
UUUCAUUCUCUCGAGUGUUUCUUGUAUAUUCUGCUAAAACAAAGAUCAUUGCACAUUAUCGAUUCCUUAGUCUUUUUAAUCCUUUAUUUUCCAUAUUCACAUUUCGAUCAAGAAAGUCGUAGCCAUCAAAUAUGGAUGCCAAGAUCAGCAAAGCAGCCGCUGGAGGAUCUAAGAAGAAGUGGUCAAACACUCGCAGAAGACUUGGAAGAUUUCUCAAAGAACAGAGAGGAAGGCUUUACAUAGUGAGAAGAUGCGUUGUCAUGCUUCUAUGCUGGCAUGAGUGAAGUUCCUGAAGAUUGAAGAAGGGAUCUCAUGGUCUCUUUCACUGACAAACAUUCUUCAUCCAAAAUUGACUGUAAAUACUUACUGGCAAAUAGACUCCAUCUUCUAGAGUUGUACGUUAAGCUAAUCUAGCCUUUAGGCAUUAGUAUAGAUGCUACCUUACUUUAGCUUGUCGUAUCUUGCAUGGAGAACAGGGAGAGUUUUCAAGACUCUUACUCUUAACCGAUUGACAUUAAGAUUAUGUCAAGCAGAGAUGCGAGAAAGCACCAAUUGCAGUCUUCUUUUCUUAUCCUUUUCCUGGCUCCAUGCAACUUGCAAGCAGAUUAAGCUGUACAGAGAAAUGUAUUAAUUAGUACACCUAGUCUUGAAGUC